GAGAUCGGUACUCUGUCAAAAUCUAUACACAACAAAAUUUAUUCAUUUCUCAGAUCCAAACGACUUCGUUUUAGAUCCACGUUCUUCAAUGGCUUCCUCUUUCAGCGGCGAUGAAACGGCACCUUUCUUCGGCUUCCUCGGCGCUGCUGCCGCCCUCGUCUUCUCCUGUAUGGGAGCUGCAUAUGGAACAGCCAAGAGUGGAGUUGGUGUGGCAUCAAUGGGUGUGAUGAGGCCUGAACUGGUUAUGAAGUCAAUUGUGCCAGUUGUUAUGGCUGGUGUUUUGGGUAUUUAUGGGUUGAUUAUUGCUGUCAUUAUUAGUACUGGAAUUAACCCUAAGGCGAAAUCAUACUACCUUUUUGAUGGUUAUGCUCAUCUGUCGUCGGGUCUUGCUUGCGGUCUUGCUGGGCUGUCUGCAGGAAUGGCAAUUGGAAUUGUUGGUGAUGCAGGUGUCAGAGCUAAUGCACAGCAACCAAAACUUUUUGUUGGAAUGAUCCUUAUCCUCAUCUUUGCGGAAGCACUUGCACUCUAUGGUCUUAUUGUUGGCAUCAUCCUGUCUUCUCGAGCUGGCCAGUCUAGAGCAGACUAAGGACAGAGCUGCUCUGCUAGCAUUCUUUAAUGUCUUCUUGUUGUCACUCCCAGAAAAAGAUUAUUUACUAUCUCAGGUCAGUAAUGAUCCAUUGGCAGUUGCAGGUAGCACAAAAUUUGUUGUGGGAGAUACUGUACUGCCAGUCAGUAGAAUACUGCUCCUUUUUCGACAAGUAGGAUUGAGUUUGUCUGCAUAAUAAAGGUUGGGAAGGUUUCCUUGUUUGGUUUUAUUUGUCUAUGUAUUUUGCAGAAAGUUGAAACUGUUGAGCAAAUUAGUUCAUGUAUUUUAUAAGCAUGAAUUCGAAGUUGGAGUUUGUGUUGAACCCUGCAAUUUUUUGAGAAACGAAAUUCAAUAACCUUGACGUACCUUGGUCUUGGAUGACAAGGGACCUCAAACCCGGUCAGCAUUCUGACUAGGCUCCA
Mangifera indica (mango) is the source of this 1008-nucleotide messenger RNA. RefSeq names its product V-type proton ATPase 16 kDa proteolipid subunit-like. Gene Ontology annotation, cellular component: proton-transporting V-type ATPase, V0 domain. The record is from RefSeq and is a predicted model, not a curated record. Gene Ontology annotation, molecular function: proton-transporting ATPase activity, rotational mechanism. Gene Ontology annotation, biological process: proton transmembrane transport. The coding region runs from base 89 to 586 and encodes 165 amino acids. The transcript has 3 exons. Lineage: Eukaryota; Viridiplantae; Streptophyta; Magnoliopsida; Sapindales; Anacardiaceae.